AUGAACGAUCUUCUAUCGGAAUCAUUUGAAAUCCCACGUGGGCAUGGAAAUGGGGACGUCGAGUUUGGGGCAUAUUUACGAACUUCAGGAGAACUGGGCUUGGAUACUUUCUUCAAAAAGGUUCAAGAGCUUGAUAAACAAUUUGAGAGGCUGGGUAAGCUUCUCAGACAGCUCCAGGAUGCUCACGAGGAGUCCAAAGCGGUGACCAAGGCUCCUGCCAUGAAGGAUAUUAAGCAGAGAAUGGAGAAAGAUGUUGAUGAGGUUAAGAAAAUUGCCCAUCACAUAAAAACGAGAAUUGAAGAAUUGGACAGAGAAAACCUGGAAAAUAGGCAAAAGCGUGGGUGUGGAAAAGGAUCAGGUGUCGACAGGUCAAGAACAGCAACCACCGUUGCCUUAAAAAAGAAAUUGAAGGACAAGAUGGACGAAUUUCAGAGGCUGAGGGAAAUCAUACAUCAAGAAUAUCGCGAGGUUGUAGAGAGGCGUGUUUAUACAGUGACGGGCACAAGAGCUGAUGAGGAGACAAUUGACAGAUUGAUUGAGACCGGAGAUAGUGAACAGAUUUUCCAGAAUGCCAUUAAGGAACAUGGAAGAGGCCGGAUAUUGGACACUCUAGCAGAAAUUCAGGAACGGCACGAAGCAGCUAGGGAUGUUGAGAGGAAGCUUCUUGACUUGCAGCAGAUAUAUCUAGAUUUGGCAGUGUUGGUUGAUUCACAAGGAGACAUUCUUAACAACAUAGAAUCCCAGGUAUCAACUGCAGUAGAUCACGUACAGCAGGGCAAUAAUGCGCUUGUGAAGGCAAAGAAGUCCCAGAAGAGUUCGAGAAAAUGGAUGUGCAUUGCUAUAAUAAUACUUCUUGUUGUUGUCGCCAUCGUUCUUACUUCUGUCCUCAGACCGUGGAGUGACAGAAGGGGGGCCUAG
This is a messenger RNA of Neltuma alba, 918 nucleotides long. Its product is annotated as syntaxin-132-like. The coding region runs from base 1 to 918 and encodes 305 amino acids. Gene Ontology annotation, biological process: exocytosis; vesicle fusion; intracellular protein transport. The record is from RefSeq and is a predicted model, not a curated record. The transcript has 13 exons. Gene Ontology annotation, molecular function: SNAP receptor activity; SNARE binding. NCBI's taxonomy places the organism in Eukaryota, Viridiplantae, Streptophyta, Magnoliopsida, Fabales, Fabaceae. Gene Ontology annotation, cellular component: plasma membrane; endomembrane system; SNARE complex.